UCUGCAAAUAUCUUUCUGGUUUAGCCCGACCCGGAUUGACGUUUGAUAUAAAGAUCAAUGGAAUUCCAUGUAACAAACAGGGGAAACAGAACACUCCCUGAAAUUAUUGUGUCAUCAGCGUUGGGUACGAGAGAGAUCAUCAACUCCCAGCUUAAAAUUGAGAAAUCGGAGUUUUGGUGUUUCUUGCGGCAGCCAUGGAUGAAGAAAUGUCUAAUUCACUCCGGCGCAUGUCCACAAGAACUCGUAAGGUUGCUCCCAAAAUGGCAGCAGCGCUUGCCAGCAGUGAUAAUCGGACUCAGGCAAUCCUUGCUCGUCUUGAAGCUCUGGAAAAUGAUAAUGCUGGACUGGAGUCAGUACAAGUUGACGAGGAUGAUGAAGCCUCCCUUGAUGAUGAUGAUCAAGCAUACCAGAAGAAGCAAAGUAAAAGCACAAAACGCAAAACUCGUCAAGCUAAAGCACUUGAAAAUGCUAAGAAGGCACCAAGAACGUUCCUUGAGCUUUUGCAAGAGGCUAACCUCGAAUCAUUGCCUCCCCACAUCCCCACCUACUUGAGAGCAGCUGUGGGUCCUCCAAGUUCCACGGCCCGUCGGCAUUUCUGCACAGUUUGUGGUUUUUCAGCCAACUAUACGUGCGUCCAAUGCGGGAUGAGAUUCUGUUCAAUCCGAUGCCAGACUAUCCAUAACGAUACUCGUUGUCUGAAAUUUGUUGCUUGAUUGGUGUCUUCUUGUACAAAGAUAAGUUCGACAAAUCUGUAAAACAGUUUGUAUAUCAACAGCUAUUAUUUCAUAUUAUUCAGAAACUAACAUGAAAAUCCUCAUAUUGCAUUUGCUACCCAUAACAACCUGAUAAGAAGUGAUUUUCUCACUUAUUGUGUGGGAGAUUCAACUAUGGACUUAUUUCAGGAGUGUCGGUCCUUCUACCUGACAAUGUCAUUUGUAGUAAUUGCCCUGAUUGUGUUUCUCACAAACAAAUGCUAUGUAACUACUGGAAAGAUAUCCAUGGGUAAACAUUUGUAUAAUUAGAAACAUAACUUACCCUUUCUUAAACAUUAUGUUCUCUUUUGCUAAUAUUGUAGUUCACAAAUCACAAUGACAGAUCUCCAACACCCUAAUCAGCAUAAUUAAUC
Molecule: messenger RNA, 1126 nt
Organism: Sesamum indicum (sesame)
Lineage: Eukaryota; Viridiplantae; Streptophyta; Magnoliopsida; Lamiales; Pedaliaceae
Gene: SEF
Product: HIT-type Zinc finger family protein
Biological process (GO): chromatin remodeling
Source: RefSeq, a predicted model, not a curated record